CUGCGGCCCAGGUCCCGCCCCUCGUGUCCUCGCUGUAUCCGGCAGGGUUAAUAAAGUUGCAGCGGUUUGACAUUAGCGGCGGACAACAUGGCGGUCUCCACGCUCGGCUCUCUGCUGCGGACAGUCCGGCAGGUGGUUCCUUCAUCAGCUUCAGGCCAAGUUCGAAGUUACUAUGUAGAUUGGAAAAUGUUGCGUGAUGUGAAGAGAAGAAAAAUGGCCUAUGAGUAUGCAGAUGAGAGGCUUCGGAUCAAUUCUCUCAGGAAGAAUACCAUUCUGCCAAAAGACCUUCAGGAAGUGGCUGAUGAAGAAAUUGCUGCCCUUCCCCGGGAUAGCUGUCCUGUUAGAAUCAGAAAUCGGUGUGUUAUGACAUCCCGUCCACGAGGUGUAAAGCGGCGCUGGAGGCUUAGUCGUAUCGUCUUCCGUCACUUAGCCGACCAUGGGCAACUGUCUGGGGUGCAGCGAGCAAUGUGGUAAUCAUCAGCUCCAGAACCUACUGAGCUUACAGGAAAACCAGUUCUGGCAAGAGGAGACUUCUCUAACAGACAAAAACCUACUUUUUAUGGGGGUCCAGAAUAAAGGUCUUCUCUACCUGAUGCUGUCUAUAGUUAAGUUACUUUUAAAUUUUAAAUGAAAAAAUUUGGAAGUUUCAUUCUGUCAGUGAAUUAUCUUUUCUCUUGGACUUAAUUACUGUUCCCAAGCAUAGUGUGAAGAGUAGAGUAAUAAAAAAUAUUUCU
Messenger RNA from Physeter macrocephalus (sperm whale), 734 nucleotides. RefSeq names its product mitochondrial ribosomal protein S14 (gene MRPS14). Gene Ontology annotation, molecular function: structural constituent of ribosome. Gene Ontology annotation, biological process: translation. Bases 88 to 474 code for a protein of 128 amino acids. The transcript is spliced from 3 exons. The record is from RefSeq and is a predicted model, not a curated record. NCBI's taxonomy places the organism in Eukaryota, Metazoa, Chordata, Mammalia, Artiodactyla, Physeteridae. Gene Ontology annotation, cellular component: ribosome; mitochondrial small ribosomal subunit.